AAAGAAAAUGACUCGACUAGUGGUUUUAUGUUGGAUGUUUUAUCAGCAUUGGAUGCUGAAAUAGACUAUUGUGUUUGGAAUUUCAAGGUUGUACCUGAAGACGUUAUGAAAUUGGAAUUAGAACCAUUGGGUGCCAAUGAAACCACGACACGUUCACGUAUAGUGAAAACAAAAACAAGACUUUUUUUCAAGCAAGUGAAAUUCAAUUUACUACGAGAAGAAAAUGAAGGAUACGCUAAAUUGAUAACUGAACUGUAUGAAAACCAUUCUAGAUCUGCUUCGUCAACUUUAACAAUUUUAUAUCGACUUAUAGGUCAGUUCAAUUUGGACCCAAAUCGUGUUUUGGAUAUAAUUUUAGAGUCAUUCGAGGCUUUUCCGCAAAGGAGAUCAUUUUUUAUUUCUCUGCUUAAUGAAUACAAAGCAAAUAGUGACGUAAUCUGUAGUAUUAUUGGAUUUAAAUUUACUUUUUAUCAGAAUUCAACUGGGACACCAUUUUCUUUGUUCAGAUUAGCUGCUAUUCUUUGUAUGGAAAGAAUUAUUGAUGUUCUAUCCCUCUGUUCUUAUUUAACGCCAAAAUCAGAAACGCUUAUGAGUGACUAUAAAACGCGAUUGGAAAGAGAUUUGGCGCGAUCUAAGAAAGCUGAAAUCAUUUCUACUGCGCAGAUACCAGCUGAAAUUCGACCUGCUAAUUCUGCGCUAAUUGACGAUUCGUUUUCGAAUCCAGUAACAGGAAUUUCAUUCGCUGCUGUUGCAGCUGUGCAAGAAACUGAAGAUUUAAAGUUUUUAGAGGGAGAAAAUUCAGAUGAAAUGAACUUAAAUAAGAACCAGAAACUAGGUUUGACUUUUGCGUUAUUGGAAGAAGGGGCGUGGUCUCUUGCGAAACAGCUACUUGAUCGUUUUCCUGAAUUUUUUGCAGUGAACGCAUCAAAAAAUAUUGCUCUUUCGAUAUCUGAUCUUAUAGAACGUUCCAUUGAUGAUUUUUAUCAAGAGUUAGUCUUUUUUUUGGGAUCUUUGAGAUUUAAGAUUUUUGUGAUAUUUUGCAUCUGA
This is a messenger RNA of Dracunculus medinensis (Guinea worm), 1047 nucleotides long. The record is from the annotation of a GenBank genome assembly. Lineage: Eukaryota; Metazoa; Nematoda; Chromadorea; Rhabditida; Dracunculidae.